AUGCUUCAACUUGCAAACAUCCUGUAUUCCAAAGGCUUCUCCAUCAUCAUAAUCCACCUUCCCUUCAACUCUCCAAAUCCUCUGAACUACCCUCACUUCACCUUCUAUUCGAUUCCCAAUGGCCUCUUGGAACACGAGCCUUCUAGUGCAGAGAUCGUGCAUUUGGUGACGGUCCUCAAUAUCAAAUGUGUUAAACCCUUUAGCGAUGGUUUGUCUCAGAUGUUGUUGGAUGUUAAGGAGGAGCCAAUUUCUUGCUUAAUUACGGAUGUCCUCUGGUACUUCACUCAAGCUCUUGCUGACAGCAUUAAGCUUCCAAGGAUUGUGCUACCGACCAUUGACAUUUCUACAUUCCUUGUUCUUGCUGCUCUUCCAAUUCUGCGAGAAAAGGGUUAUUUCGGAACCAAAGAUUUUCCACUAGAAGAACCAGUUAUAGAGACUCCCCCACUUAAAGUGAAAGAUCUUCCGGAAGUUAAAGCACAAGACCCAGAAGACUUUGAUCAUUAUGUAGCCAGAACGAUGAGUGAAAGCAAGGCCUCAUCAGGAUUCAUUUGGAACACUUUUGAAGAGCUCCAGAAAGAUUCACUUACUCGAUUAUGCCAGGACUUUCCUAUUCCCAGUUUCACAAUAGAUGGGCUUCUUUGGGCCGUUCGAUUGUCGGCUGAAGGACUAAUUGCUGUGGGUGUAGCAUGGUCAGCUGACGCAAAUUGUAAGGAAGAAGCAAUCCGGGCCGAGUGUGCUGGACAUGUGACAGACGAAAUUGGUUAG
This is a messenger RNA of Dovyalis caffra, 765 nucleotides long. The record is from the annotation of a GenBank genome assembly. NCBI's taxonomy places the organism in Eukaryota, Viridiplantae, Streptophyta, Magnoliopsida, Malpighiales, Salicaceae.